UAGAUUUUUUUUUCUUUCGUUUUUUUCCUUUAGGUUGAUAUUCCGAAGCGUUUGAGAGGGGGGCAUUUUACACAAAUUAAACAUGCUGCUCUGCUUCGCCCUAUAAGCAUCCUAGGAGCCUGUGCUUACCAAUCAAUUGGCACAGUCAAACCGAGGCGCAGCCUGCGUGAGAGUGGAGACAUUCAGUCUCAGUGUAUUUCUGGAUAUUGGGGGAUCUUUCUACCAUGUCAUAUCCACAAUUUGGAUAUCCAUACUCGUCUGCUCCACAAUUCCUAAUGACCAGCAACUCUCUGACCACUUGCUGCGAGUCCUCGGGCAGAUCCAUAGCGGACUCCGGCGUAGCGGCGUCCGGCCAGACCCCCGUGUACUGUCCCGUGUACGAGAGCCGGCUGCUGGCCACGGCCCGGCACGAGCUGAGCUCGGCCGCCGCGCUGGGCGUGUACGGCGGCCACUACACCGGCGGACAGGGCUACGGGAACUACGUUACAUACGGCACGGACGCGUCCGCUUUCUACUCGCUGGGAACAUUUGAUGCUAAAGAUGCCACAGCUUCUGCGCAUGCGGGAAUAACCCAGGCAGCUGCCUAUUACCCUUAUGAUCCUACCUUGGGACAGUAUCAGUACGACAGAUAUGGCUCCAUGGAUGGGGGGACAAGGCGUAAGAAUGCCACCCGCGAAACAACCAGCACCCUGAAGGCCUGGCUGCAGGAGCACAGGAAGAACCCGUACCCGACCAAAGGGGAGAAGAUCAUGCUGGCCAUCAUCACCAAAAUGACGCUGACGCAGGUCUCCACCUGGUUCGCCAACGCCAGGAGGAGGCUCAAGAAGGAGAACAAGAUGACGUGGCCGCCCAGAAACAAGGGCUCAGAGGAAAAACGAUAUGACGAUGAUGAGGAUGGGUCUCAGGAGGAGCAGAUAAAAAGCGAAAAUAAUGAGGAUGAGACCAGAAGUCGAGCUGAUAAGGACCUACAGCUGAGCGAUUUGGAUGAUUUCGACCCGCUGGAGUCGGAAAACUCCGAGUGCGAGCUGAAGCACCGGUACCACAUGAACACGCACAUGUCGACGACCACAGCCGACUGCCCGCCCGACCACCUCAUCAAGAACGCCUCUCUAAAACUCUCCAUCCCCGUGUCUCUCGGAGGGGAGCAGGACUUGAGCAAAAGCUGUCUCAAAACGAGCUCGGAGGAUUACCAGGCGGUGGACAGCAGACAGCAGCAGGAACAUGAACAAGGCCACCAGAUUCUAGACGGCAAGCCCCGGAUCUGGUCUCUGGCGCAGACGGCGACCUCGCUGAGCCAGACGGACUACCCGUCCUGCAUGCUGCGCUGCCCGCCGGCCCCGGCCCCUCAGCCGGCCUCCCUCAGCCCGGUCACCGGCCCGGACAACGGCCAGGACUCUCCCGUCACCACGCUGAGGAACUGGGUGGACGGGGUUUUCCACGACCCUUUGUUCAGACACAGCACUUUGAGCCAGGCUCUGACCAACACCACCGUCUCCUGGAGCGCCAGCAGCAAACAGCUGCUGGAGGCGGAGAGGAGCGUGGCGCUGCAGCAGCAGCUCCAUGACUCCAGCAAAGACAGUCCCAUGACUUUCCCCAAAACUAUCAACAAACUCUUCUGCUCCUAACGUGACCAAACCAUCUUUUAAGCUACUGUGAAAAAACAGAGACUUUUCUGACUGAAAGUCGGGUGGGGGAAAAAAAAAAGAAACAA
Cololabis saira (Pacific saury) is the source of this 1711-nucleotide messenger RNA. It is a transcript of the gene irx4a, whose product is annotated as iroquois homeobox 4a. Bases 225 to 1625 code for a protein of 466 amino acids. Gene Ontology annotation, molecular function: RNA polymerase II cis-regulatory region sequence-specific DNA binding; DNA-binding transcription factor activity, RNA polymerase II-specific. Gene Ontology annotation, biological process: regulation of transcription by RNA polymerase II; neuron differentiation; cell development. The record is from RefSeq and is a predicted model, not a curated record. The transcript has 5 exons. Gene Ontology annotation, cellular component: nucleus. NCBI's taxonomy places the organism in Eukaryota, Metazoa, Chordata, Actinopteri, Beloniformes, Belonidae.